Messenger RNA from Gadus chalcogrammus (walleye pollock), 1176 nucleotides. RefSeq names its product G-protein coupled receptor 151. The coding region runs from base 1 to 1176 and encodes 391 amino acids. Gene Ontology annotation, biological process: G protein-coupled receptor signaling pathway. The record is from RefSeq and is a predicted model, not a curated record. Gene Ontology annotation, cellular component: membrane. The transcript has a single exon. Gene Ontology annotation, molecular function: G protein-coupled receptor activity. Lineage: Eukaryota; Metazoa; Chordata; Actinopteri; Gadiformes; Gadidae.
AUGGAUCGACUCAUGAACGAGUCGUUCGUGGACUUCGUCGGAGGAGUCCAACUCCACCCGGGGGAGGGGACGAGGACCGCUGUACCGGUCAUCCUCAUCGGGAUCUGCGUGUCCGGCGCCGUCGGCAACCUGCUCGUGAUGCUCAUCUUAUACCGGGAAUUCGGCAGAGCGCGAGGCUCAGAAGUCAAAGCUCUGCUGGCCGCCGUGGCCGCCACGGACCUCGCGAUCCUGCUGCUGUGCGCUCCCGUGCGCGCGCUGACCUACUACCGCCAGUCCUGGACACUGGGCAGCUUCGUCUGCAGCACCGCCGACUGGUUCCAGCACGCGUGCGUUGCGGCCAAGACUCUGACCCUGGCUGCCACGACCCGAGCCAAACACAACCCGGUGGCGGUCCCCACUGGUGGCGCCAAGCGACCGCCACGGCUCCGCGCGACCUGGAUCCACGUUGCGCUCGCCCUCAUUUGGACUUUUUCCGUGAUGUUCCCCGUCCCGCAGUUUCUGUUCGCCUCGCUGCAGACGCGCGGCGCCGACACUUUCAUCUGCGUGUCGGCGCCGCCCGCGUGUGCCGCGGACUUCAUGAGCCUGUUCUACAAGGUCUACCCCGCGCUGACCUUCGCCCUUCCCGCCGCCUUCACGCUGGCCUACUACGUCAAGACUCUGCACGCCGCGGUCAACCACGCGGCGGCGCCCAGAAGCGGCGCACGGCAGCGGCAGAGCAAGGUGACGCUCGUGCUGCUGUGCGCGAGCGGCGCCAAUGCGUUGCUUCUGCUACCCGAGUGGAGUGCGUUCACCUGGACGCGCCUCGGCUUCCACAAGCCGCCGGUCGGUCUCGCGAUCUUCGCGCAGGUCCUCCUGUACUCCAGCAGCUGCGCGAUUCCCGCCAUCCUCAUGACCAUGUACGACGACGUGCGUCGCGGCGUCGUCGUUGUCUGGUUCGCCUCCACGUGCAGAGGCGCCCGGAACGCGUCCGGCGGCAACAGGUGUCCGGCGAAGAGCGAGGAGAACGGCGCAGAGCUCGGAGGAGCGCGCGAGGAGGGCGGCGACGACAAUGCCGAGUCCCACGAGCUGGAAAAGAACUUCCCCGACGUAGAGCACUUCUGGACCGGAAGGCGGAACACGCACGUGGAGGAUGAUCAAGACCCCGUCCCGUGGGAGCGCGAGGAGAAGAUGCUGUGA